Molecule: messenger RNA, 1908 nt
Organism: Closterium sp. NIES-65
Lineage: Eukaryota; Viridiplantae; Streptophyta; Zygnematophyceae; Desmidiales; Closteriaceae
Source: the annotation of a GenBank genome assembly
AUGGCGACGUACUUCUUCGUACAGCUAUGGCACGCCACCAUCCUCCCGCUCCUCUCAUCCUUCCUCCCCUUGGACCUUCUCCUCCCCGGCAAGUCCCUCCUUCCGCCGCUCCUGCACUCCGCAAUGCCGCUGCUCGCGCGCGCGCACCAGCAGCUGCACGAAAUCGGGGAAGCGUAUAGCGCGGUGCCGUACGAUCUGAUCGUGGCGGGGAAGGCCCUCGCCACGUCGGCGAUCGUGAGGGGGGUUCCGGCGGUGCGACGCCAUUGGCUGCUGAGCUUCUGGGCGUCGUUCCUAUUGGCUUACGGCGACUACUCCCUGCCCUCGCUCGUCUUGCAGGUGCCUUAUCCUUCUGCUGCUCGUCUAACCUUCUUCCCCAUUCCUCCCCUUUUCUCCCUCCUUCCUCUCCUCUUUCUCUCCCUUUCCCCCCCAUUCUCCCCCCUUUCUCCCCACCUCUCCUUAACCCCCUCCUGCUGGCGAUUCCCCACAAGCACAGAGCGACGUCGUUGCCUAGAGAGGUGGUUGAUCAGCUACUGUCCGCGUGACAUGGGCUACAAGGCGUUCAAGCUCAAGCCCAUCAAGAUGCAUGGCGGGCGCAAGAUGCAUGGCGGGCGCAAGAUGCAUGGCGGGCACAAGAUGCAUGGCGAGCGCAAGAUGCAUGGCGGGCGCAAGAUGCAUGGCGGGCGCAAGAUGCAUGGCGGGUGCAAGAUGCAUGGCGGGUGCGAGAUGCAUGGCGGGGGCGAGAUGCAUGGCGGGUGCGAGAUGCAUGGCGGGCGCAAGAUGCAUGGCGGGCGCAAGAUGCAUGGCGGGUGCAAGAUGCAUGGCGGGCGCAAGAUGCAUGGCGGGCGCAAGAUGCAUGGCGGGCGCAAGAUGCAUGGCGGGCGCAAGAUGCAUGGCGGGCGCAAGAUGCAUGGCGGGCGCAAGAUGCAUGGCGGGUGCAAGAUGCAUGGCGGGCGCAAGAUGCAUGGCGGGCGCGAGAUGCAUGGCGGGCGCAAGUUGCAUGGCGGGCGCAAGAUGCAUGGCGGGUGCAAGAAGCAUGGCGAGCGCAAGAUGCAUGGCGGGCGCAAGAUGCAUGGCGGGCGCAAGAUGCAUGGCGGGUGCAAGAUGCAUGGCGGGUGCAAGAUGCAUGGCGGGUGCAAGAUGCAUGGCGGGCGCGAGAUGCAUGGCGGGUGCGAGAUGCAUGGCGGGCGCAAGAUGCAUGGCGGGCGCAAGAUGCAUGGCGGGCGCAAGAUGCAUGGCGGGUGCAAGAUGCAUGGCGGGUGCAAGAUGCAUGGCGGGUGCAAGAUGCAUGGCGGGUGCGAGAUGCAUGGCGGGCGCGAGAUGCAUGGCGGGCGCGAGAUGCAUGGCGGGCGCGAGAUGCAUGGCGGGCGCAAGAUGCAUGGCGGGCGCGAGAUGCAUGGCGGGUGCAAGAUGCAUGGCGGGCGCAAGAUGCAUGGCGGGCGCGAGAUGCAUGGCGGGCGCGAGAUGCAUGGCGGGUGCGAGAUGCAUGGCGGGUGCAAGAUGCAUGGCGGGUGCAAGAUGCAUGGCGGGCGCAAGAUGCAUGGCGGGCGCAAGAUGCAUGGCGGGCGCGAGAUGCAUGGCGGGUGCGAGAUGCAUGGCGGGCGCAAGAUGCAUGGCGGGCGCGAGAUGCAUGGCGGGUGCGAGAUGCAUGGCGGGUGCAAGAUGCAUGGCGGGUGCAAGAUGCAUGGCGGGCGCAAGAUGCAUGGCGGGCGCAAGAUGCAUGGCGGGGGCAAGAUGCAUGGCGGGCGCAAGAUGCAUGGCGGGCGCAAGAUGCAUCGCGGGGGCGAGAUGCAUGGCGGGCGCAAGAUGCAUGGCGGGCGCAAGAUGCAUGGCGGGCGCGAGAUGCAUGGCGGGCGCAAGAUGCAUGGCGGGCGCAAGAUGCAUGGCGGGUGCGAGAUGCAUGGCGGGUGA